Molecule: messenger RNA, 702 nt
Organism: Parasteatoda tepidariorum (common house spider)
Lineage: Eukaryota; Metazoa; Arthropoda; Arachnida; Araneae; Theridiidae
Source: RefSeq, a predicted model, not a curated record
UUUCAUUCUUCGUAAAGGAACAUCAGGAAGAUCGUGCAAGGCCAUUAUCUGUGGACACUAUCUUCAAACACGCACCUAGUCAGGUGAUCGACCGCCAUCGAUCAACGCUACCCGUUUCCAGGAAUAAUUUACGGGAGAAAAAUAUCUUUUUUUUUUUCCGUAUUUAUUCUGAAGUUUCGGUUACAACGCCCAUUCCCCAACUGAUAAUGCAUUCAGCGUGAGUUUGCUUUCGGGAAGUGGACGUCAUUGUCCUCAGCAGUUGCUGUCCAUUGCGGACGGGAUGUUGAAGAUCGGAAAGAUCAAAGAGGAUCCAUGGGGAAUGAACCAAUUCAUGGUAACACGGUCAGCGUGCCCAUCGCCUGGGCAACGUUUGGAGGAAGCACGUGCUUAUUGUUCUUAUUGUGUUACAUCUGUCAAAAGAAACUUCAAGACAAAGAAGCUCAGCCAAAUACUAGUCAUACUUCAUCACAACAGGUCUACUUUAUCUCAUCACUGCCAAGAUGUUCGGAACCAGAACCUAUCAGACAACCUCCUCCAGAUUAUGAAAGUUCGGUGUAUCAUAAACAAAUUCAAAUUGAUGAACCACCUUCCUAUGAGACUGUGAUCGCCAUAAAAAACAAUCAAACCCACUCACUAACAUUGUAAAUAACUUUUUUUAAUGGAUUAGUAAAAAAAUAAAAGAUUUUUUAUUGUAUUUAUCUA